This is a messenger RNA of Alternaria ethzedia, 1302 nucleotides long. RefSeq lists its product as uncharacterized. The transcript has a single exon. The record is from RefSeq and is a predicted model, not a curated record. Gene Ontology annotation, molecular function: glycosyltransferase activity. NCBI's taxonomy places the organism in Eukaryota, Fungi, Ascomycota, Dothideomycetes, Pleosporales, Pleosporaceae. Gene Ontology annotation, biological process: GPI anchor biosynthetic process. Gene Ontology annotation, cellular component: Golgi membrane. Bases 1 to 1302 code for a protein of 433 amino acids.
AUGCAUUUCUCGCCUUCCCGCCUGGUCAUAGGCAUCGCCGUCUUCGUCGCUGUUAGCUUCUUCUACACUAUCAACUCGAUAUCCGCACGCGAUCCUACCUCCAUCUUCUUCAACCCACGCAAAGGCUAUGCCCCCCGCUAUUCCGCCGUCAGACGCCAACAAGCCGAGUCCUUCGUUGAGUCCUACAACCCCGCAAACGUAACCAAGGCCGGCCCCGAGAAGCAGCGGAAACUAUGUGUGGGCAUAUCUUCUUACCAGCGCGACGGUGCUCAGUAUCUGCCGGAUGCUGUGGGCUCGCUACUUGAAGGACUUACGCCUGAAGAGCGACAGGAGAUAUACCUCAUCGUCUUCAUACCCCACUCGAACCCCGGGGCACACCCUGCGUACAACGAGGAGUGGCUAUCUGGUCUUGCCGACGAGGUAUUGACCUACGGAUACGGCUACGACCGCAUGCAGUACAUUCGGAUAAUGGAGGCACGAAACAACUAUAUCGAGAAGGGUUUGUUCGACUACCAAUACCUGUUGAACAAAUGUACGGAACAAUAUACACCCUAUGUUGCUCUUUUCGAAGACGACACCGUAGCCAUGGACGGCUGGUACCACCGUACCCUCGGCGCCAUCCACGAAGCCGAGCAACAAGCCGCCUUACGGCGCGCGAAACCCGACUUCCUCUAUCUACGCCUCUUCUACACCGAAGAGUUUCUCGGCUGGAACGCCGAGGAGUGGAAGACGUACUUGAAGAACUCAGUCUACGUGGCCCUCGUGCCCACGGUCGUCAUCCUCUUCCUCCGCUUCGCACAACCCACCACCAAACUCACCCUCGCCCUCAUGACCCGCCGCACUUUCUUCGCCAUGUACACCACACUCGCCCUUCUCAUCCUCAUAUACUUCGGCCUCGGCCGCAUCACCGUCCAGCCCAUGGCCGUCGGCGUCCACGAGAUGCCGCGCUUCGCCUGCUGCAGUCAAGCCUUCGUCUUCCCCAACGUUAAAGCCGGCGAACUGGUCGAAUACUUCAAAGAACGCCAUCUAGGAUACAUGGACGUCAUAACAGAGGACUUUGCUAACGAACGCAACGAGCUGAGAUAUGCAGUCACACCCAGUCUGGUCCAACAUGUGGGCAGGAAGAGCUUUCACGGUGACGAUGUUGGUCCGAUGAGCAAGUGGAUGUUGAGUGUGGCAGAGAAGACAUGGAGUUUUGCGUUUGAGAAGUUUGAUUGGAGGGCGUUGAGGAGGGAGCAUGAAGAGGUUGCGAAGAUGAGGAGUGAUGCGAGAGAUCCGUUUGCUGGUGGGCUGGAGAUAUAG